This is a messenger RNA of Pseudomyrmex gracilis, 2133 nucleotides long. RefSeq names its product NEDD8-activating enzyme E1 catalytic subunit (gene Uba3). The transcript has 6 exons. Gene Ontology annotation, cellular component: nucleus; cytoplasm. Lineage: Eukaryota; Metazoa; Arthropoda; Insecta; Hymenoptera; Formicidae. Gene Ontology annotation, molecular function: NEDD8 activating enzyme activity. The record is from RefSeq and is a predicted model, not a curated record. Gene Ontology annotation, biological process: protein neddylation. Bases 618 to 1943 code for a protein of 441 amino acids.
GAAAAAGCUGUCAUUGAUGACGUUGUUGUUUGUUCGGACGACGACUCCGACCUUUUCGACAAACGGUAAUUGGAAUAUUCGCUUUCUCGCGAAUUUCUGUAACAAUUGUUGCGCUGACCCUUUUCUGGAACAACUCGAGCUAACAAGAACAAUUGAAUGAACUACGUGAAAACUUUGGCCCGCAACAAAAGUAUUUACAACAACAAUUGCUUGUACAGCUGCAGGGAGUGACAUGAGAAAUUAAACAAAACAGAGAUCGCACCACAUGCGCCGGUGUCGUACGCACAACGUCACGUUUAAAGGAGCGACAGGAUUGGUCGAUUGGUCAAACUCACCGGUGCGAUUGGUGAAAAUUGGUGAAGACCUCGUUGGAACGUUGAUUAGUUUGCAAGGUUGCAGAUGGCAUUUGGGUGAACAAACAGAUGGCUUGUCGUCUUGCUGCAAUUAUUGUUAAUUUGCAAAAGAAAAUGAGAAGUAUCUGAUCUGAAGGAGAUACAGAAGGUUAAGAGCGCGAAUCUUUUCCUCCGGUAGGUCUGGCGCAUCUGAUCACGAAUUCGUCGAGACUCGUCGAGAAACUUGAUUUGUCCUUGCUUGAAACAUUUAAUCGGAUCGCGACGAUGGGUUCUGAUCAAACGCACAGACGGUGGAGCAAUUUGCGGAAAGUGUUGGAGAGAUCGGGCCCGUUUUGCCGGCCAGAUUUCGAACCCUCCUCUGAGAGCCUUCAGUUUCUUCUGGAGGACUGCAAGGUGCUCGUCGUCGGCGCCGGUGGUCUCGGAUGCGAGUUGCUCAAGAAUCUCGCCCUGAUGGGAUUCAGACAGAUCCAAGUGAUCGACAUGGACACGAUCGAAUUGUCCAAUCUGAACCGGCAGUUUUUGUUUCGCCACAAAGACAUUGGUUUCUACAAGGCUGAGGUGGCUGCGAAGUUUAUUAACUCCAGAAUUCCCGGGUGCAAUGUGAUCGCGCACAAUUGCGAGAUACAAGCCAAAGACGAGGCGUUUUACCAACAGUUCCACAUAGUAAUCUGCGGACUGGAUUCGAUUGUGGCGAGGAGAUGGCUGAAUGGCAUGCUGUUGUCUUUGCUCGUCUACGAGGACGGCGAAUUGGACAGGACCAGUAUCAUACCGCUGAUUGACGGUGGUACCGAAGGUUUCAAGGGAAAUGCUAGAGUUAUAUUGCCCGGCGUCAGUCCGUGUAUUGAAUGUACGUUGGAUCUCUAUCCUCCGCAGGUCACGUAUCCUUUAUGUACGAUAGCCAACACUCCACGUUUGCCGGAGCACUGUAUAGAAUACGUGAAGGUGGUGCAAUGGCCGAGGGAGAACCCGUUCGACUGUACAAUCGACGGAGACGAUCCUCAGCAUAUAAACUGGAUUUAUGAGAAGUCGAGCGAGAGAGCGGCGCAAUUCGGCAUACAGGGCGUGACGUACAGGCUUGUGCAAGGUGUCGUGAAGAAUAUCAUACCGGCUGUGGCGUCAACGAAUGCCGUGAUCGCCGCGAUUUGCGCGACGGAGGCGUUUAAACUCGCGACCAGUUGCAGCGCGUUCUUAAACAAUUACAUGGUGCUGAACAAUCUGGACGGAGUUUACACGUACACUUACGAGGCAGAGAAAAAAGACGACUGUCUGGCGUGCAGUCAGGUACCGCGGGAGAUCGAGAUCAAGGACCUGAAGUGCAAACUGCAAGACCUACUAGAUCUUUUGAGCGAACGGCCGGAUUUGCAAAUGAAGAGUCCCGGUGUCACGGCGACCAUAGGCGGUAAAAAUAGAACCUUGUAUAUGCAAAUGGUAUCGAGCAUCGAGGAGAAAACUCGCGAGAAUCUGUCCAAGACUCUGAUCGAACUGGGCCUGACGAACGGCAGCGAGAUAAACGUCGCCGACGUCACGACUCCCAAUACCAUCACCCUGAAAUUGAGAUUUCCCCAGAUGGUUGACACGAGCUUACAGUAAUUGUAUAUCAGAGUUAUAAUUUUCUUUCAACAUUUUGCACACUUUUUCUCUACCAGUUGUUUAACUAAAACGUAAAGUUUAACAAAGCAAAGUGAUACCGUGUAACAGAGCGCAUGUCAAGAAUUAUCAUUUGCACUUUAUUUUGUGUGUAUAUAUAUAUAUAUAUACACAGUAGUACAUAUAUAUAUAU